This is a messenger RNA of Meleagris gallopavo (turkey), 295 nucleotides long. NCBI's taxonomy places the organism in Eukaryota, Metazoa, Chordata, Aves, Galliformes, Phasianidae. The record is from RefSeq and is a predicted model, not a curated record.
UUGUGGGCAAAUAAUCUUUUAUGUGAUUUCUUUGUGCAGUACACCGGAACAGGAACAGCUCAUGGUGAUGUGGCUGAGCUGGAUGAUAAAGGAAGAAGCUUACUUUGAAAGCAUUUCUGGUGUGUCUGCUUCCUUUGGAGAGAUGCUUCUCUUGGUAGCCAUGUAUUUCCACAGCAAUCAGCUCAGUGCUAUCAUUGAUUUGGUCUGCUCCACACUGGGAAUGAAGAUUGUUAUAAAGCCCAGCUCUCUGAGCAGAAUGAAGACAAUCUUCACACAAGAGAUUUUCACCGAACAG